UCAUCUUUAGUAAAUUAUGAUAAGCCAGCCCGUAUAAAACGGAAAGCUGUUCUGAUAUUACUGAGGCAAAGUAUUUUGAAACGAAGAAAUGGAUUCCCUUCUGUUUUGCAUGAUCUUGACACUAGUGACACUGACCGGAAGUAAAGGUCAGGGUGACACAUGUAGUGACGUACUUCCGGACUGCCAUGAGUACACAAAAAGUGCAUGUCAAGCUCCAUAUGAAUCCUGGGGAAGGAAGAAUUGUGCGCGAUUCUGUGGUUUCUGCACCCCUGCCUGCGCUGACCAGCUUUCUGACUGUAAGGAUUAUGGUCAGUCUUCGUGCGUUGCACCUUAUGAAUCAUGGGCAAGACAAAACUGUGCCAAAACCUGUGGAUAUUGCGGCGCUAACGUUUCUCCAUCUGCUACAUCCCCAACUACUCAGGCAGUUGCCAAAACCGACUGUUUAUACAGGGGUAAAUCUUAUCAACUCGGGGAGGAAUGGAACGAUGGUUGUCAGUACAACUGUACCUGUGAGGCAGGGAGGGCAUAUCGAUGCAAAACUACAUGCCCUACAUUUAUAAAUCCACCUCUUAAUUGCCACUACCAAGCCAUCGAUGGACAGUGUUGCAGAAAGCUUGUUUGUUCGGGCAAUCCUAACACCCCAGUUAUAGGUGAUACGGGAUGCCUUUACAACAAAAGGAAGUAUGUACAAGGAGACACAUGGACUGAUGGCUGUUCUGUCAACUGCACUUGUGUGGAUGGAAGAUCUGGACAGUACAAAUGUGUUAACACUUGUCCGGAUGUAAAACCAGCAGAUGGUUGCGUUAUUGUGAAAAGAAAUGGCAGCUGUUGUCCUGAAUCUGUGUGUAACCUACACAAGGCUAGUGAAACAAACGUUGCUGGGUGUCGCUACAACGGACUCGUGUACGAGGAAGGCGACGAGUGGCAUGAUGGAUGUAGUCUCACAAUAAACUGUAAAGACGCAGCCACGGGAUAUUAUACAUCUCAGCCAAGAUGUUUGGACUUACUACUUCCAAAAAUCUGUCACCUGGACCCCGCACCUGCAGGUAAAUGUUGUCAGGUACCCAACUGUCCAGCGUCCUACCCUUACAACUACCCUCCAGGAUAUAUACUAGAGUGAUGCAAGACUUUUGAUAAGA
This is a messenger RNA of Saccostrea cuccullata (small rock oyster), 1139 nucleotides long. Its product is annotated as kielin/chordin-like protein. Lineage: Eukaryota; Metazoa; Mollusca; Bivalvia; Ostreida; Ostreidae. The transcript is spliced from 9 exons. The record is from RefSeq and is a predicted model, not a curated record. Bases 89 to 1120 code for a protein of 343 amino acids. Gene Ontology annotation, molecular function: protein binding.